AUGGCAGCCCUCACUCCCGCCUCCGCGGCGGCCCUCGCGCGCCUCCGCGCCUACAAGCCCCCGCCAACCCAGUACACUAAUGUCCCGCUCGCACGGCGUGCCGCCGUGCUGAUCCUUCUUUUUGCCGACAGGCGUGGCGAUUUGCGCGUCGUGCUGACCAUGCGCGCUGCUGGUAUGAACACCUACGCCGGCCAUGCCGCACUUCCUGGAGGACGUGCCGAUGCUCUCACCGAAACGCCUUUCCAAACCGCUCGCCGCGAGGCGUGGGAAGAGAUCGGCCUGCCGCUACAGGACGCCAAGCUGCCGCCGCCUUUCCGCGUCGAGCACCUCUGUCAAAUGCCCGCCAACCUCGCCCGCACCGAGCUCGCAGUCAGGCCAUGCGUCGCCUUCCUGGCCGCAGACCGCACUUCUUCUACUUCUUCUUCAACCACCACUGCCUCUUCCCCCUCGGAACCCACCAAACCAAUUACCACCACCCAGACCGCCGAAGACCUCCUCAUCCCCCGUCUCUCCCCCCACGAGGUCGCCGCCGUCUUCACCGCCCCUUUCCGCAACUUCCUCAUGGCCGAGGCUGAGGAGUCGGCGAGCGCGGGAGAGGCCGAGGCGGGCGUCGAGGCCGCGGGCUUCCCGGCCAAAUGGUACCAGGGCGCGUGGACGGACUGGCACGAGAGCAGGUGGCGAAUGCACAAUUUCUACGUGCCGGUUGGAGAUAGCAGGGCGGUUGUGAGGGCGAAGGGGAAGGGGAAAGAGAAGGGGGACGAAAAGGAGGGUGAUCAAGGGACUACGGAAGAGAGACCGAGGAAGAGGACGAGAAGGAGUACAGCAACAGGUUCAGGGGGAGGUGGCAGCAGGACGGAAGACGAUGCUUUGUCCGAUCCGCCCAAAGACGCAUUGAAGGCCGCGGACGCGGAUGAGCGGUUCAGGGUGUUCGGCAUGACAGCUAGGAUCUUGGUUGACGCUGCGCGCGUCGCGUACGAUGAGGAGCCGCGGUUCGAGCACAACUCGCAUUUUGGUGAUGAAGACAUGAUUUCGCGGCUAUUACGAAUGGGAAGGCUCAGCCCGGAGCGGAAGAAAGGUGAUGUACUCACUAGGGAGGUUCUCAGGGAGGCGGCGAAGCUGUAG
This is a messenger RNA of Lasiodiplodia theobromae, 1122 nucleotides long. RefSeq names its product Nudix domain-containing protein. Gene Ontology annotation, molecular function: acetyl-CoA hydrolase activity; coenzyme A diphosphatase activity. Gene Ontology annotation, biological process: coenzyme A catabolic process. NCBI's taxonomy places the organism in Eukaryota, Fungi, Ascomycota, Dothideomycetes, Botryosphaeriales, Botryosphaeriaceae. The coding region runs from base 1 to 1122 and encodes 373 amino acids. The transcript is spliced from 3 exons. The record is from RefSeq and is a predicted model, not a curated record.